Messenger RNA from Paramuricea clavata, 9426 nucleotides. NCBI's taxonomy places the organism in Eukaryota, Metazoa, Cnidaria, Anthozoa, Malacalcyonacea, Plexauridae. The record is from the annotation of a GenBank genome assembly.
GUGGUAACCGACUGUUUUCAAAGGUGGCAGAAUAGCAGCCUCUGGGUAGCAGCGAUUGUGUACAUUGUGAUUUCGUGUGUUAUCUUUUGCUGGUGUGUUUUAUCAGUGUCGACACAGAUGUGCUCAAGAUUAGGGUAGAAAUAAUAACAUUCGUGUCAAACAGGGAUAUGGAAUGCUGUAUAUGUUUGACAAGUAUCACAAGUUUACACAAAUACUUUUUAACACCGAAAUAUAUCUACACUUCGUCUUGGAUAAUAAACAUAUAAGUUUGCGAGGUAAGCCAAAAAUGACUAAUCGUGUUAAAACGCGAGCUUACGCGACCAGAAGUAUGUAAUGCAUUUCAAAUUUGUGCACAAUUUAUUAGAUGAAGAAUCGCCGAGCACGCUUGAGUUAUUUUCACGCCAGGUGGUGGCUUUUGCAUGAGUUUUUAUGCAAAUGUCUGGUAAUAUCGAGUCAUUCGUGCGUUGUUGUCUGUUCUUGAUUAUUCAUUUGGGACAAAACCUAUUAUGGUUUUCUUCUCACGUUCUAUUCGAGUGCGUUAAAUCGACAGUUAGGGUAUAGUGGCCAGAGGGGUAUAGUAUAAUAGCAACAGUAUAGAGUUUUACACCAAUUCGCGUGAGAAACGUUUGGCGCCGUAUUGAAUUUCACCGGAGCAAUUUCAAUUUACGGUAAGUUCAAAAUAACGUUGUGUUUGUUACAAUUGUUCGAUUUUGAAACAAAGUACAAUUAUAUUUAUACACAGCUUGAAUGUAUGUGUAGGUUAUUAUAGUAAAAGCUUGUAUAUGAAGAAUCGAAAAGUAUGUAAAAGUCGACCAGAUUUCGCUUUCAAGUUAUCAAAAUAUACAGUAGAAUUAGGACUGUCUUUUCUCGAGUGCCUGUACACAAUAUAUUCUACUUGACAAUUUGACAUGAUGUAUCAAUUAUAAGCGCUUGCGAAUAUAAUUCGAAGUCGAAGAUGUUUAUAAAUGAAUAACAUGAUUUUCUCAUAGUAGUCUCACUCUCACUGCUUUUUCAUCAAUGGUUUUGUUUGUUAGGUAAUUUGAGAAGAGGAGAGAAGGCAAUUUAUUUGUUUAUUUUUCCGAAUUCUUUGCCAUUCGACAUCAAGAAAUAGGCACAUGAAAUAAUGGCAGUUUUAGGUGUCGGCAGAUUUUUUUGUCUGCGAAAUGUUUUGUAGAAUCUGACAAUCAGUGCUGGUGUACGUAGUUGAUUUAGCUCACCAAGCCACAAGGGACAAAAAUUAUUUCGUUAAAAUGUUGGAGUGACAAGUGACUCUGGGUGACAAGCGACUAUUUAUAUGUCACCUCGGGCGAUAGACGAUGGCCAUUUAAAAUUAUAAGAGAAAAAUCGCGCCGUGCGAGGUAGUGAGCGAAUUGGUGUUUCUAUAAUACCACGAUUAUUUCAUCCCGCGAAAUACACAUUUAUUCAUUGCGUCAUUUGUAAAGGAACAGUAGGAAGUUAAAGAAAGUCUCGUGAUAGUUUAAAUUUGUGUCAUAAAUAAUAAAUAACUAAAUAUUACACGUCAGUUGAUAUCGGACCAGGCGACAUUAACAUAUACUAAUGGUUCUGUGUUAAAAAUUAAGGUUAUCAUAUUCCAAUUUUAUUGUAAAGAAUGCAGAAUAAGGAUUUAGUCUUCAAUACACAUGCAGACUGACUUGUUGAUAGCUAGCUAGGUGGAUUGCAGAAUUGUCAUACUGCAAAUGUUUACAACCACACACCUACAAAACUUUGAAUGUUUGCAACUCAAAUUUUAAUAAGACCCACAACUAAUCAGUAACAAUUAUGAAUGUAAAUAAAAUAUGAUAUCCAGCUGCAUAGCAAAAUUAUUUUGCAGCAAGCCAGAUUGGGCCAUCCUUCAAGAUGAAAUUUGUGCAAGUACAAUAUGUAAAAUGUGUAAUUAACCCAUUAUUAAAGCGCCGGCACUCUCCCCUUGACGAGUAAAAACGUCUGGCAUUAGACAGAGUAAAAUAAUAAAGUAGGGUGCAUCAGGGCACAAUGUGACAUGGGCAGAUAGACCAGUUAACCUAUUAAGCGCCAGUGCUCUCCAUAGGCGGGCGGGGGGGGGGGUAGCCCCAGUUUGUUGGGCAGUCGGGCAAUAUUCGAUCAACAGUCGGGCAAUUUUGGUUUGCAAUAAAAAAAAAUGGGAUAAAUUCUGUCAAUUUUGUCUAAAAUUAAGUCAAUUUUGUGGCCAAUUUUGUGUUUUUUGGAUAAUUUGUGUAGUGUUCCGAAAUUUUUUUGUGACCAAAAUUUUUUUGGCGACGGGGGGGGGGGCACAAUCCCGAAAAGCCUUUUUCCUUACGGUACGCCCAUGGUGCUCUCCCCUUGACGAAUAAGAUCUUCUGGCGUUGGACAGAGUAAAAUAAUAAAGUGGGGUGCAAUGUGACUCAAUGGGUAAAUGAACAAAUUUAGGUUGCCAAAAUAUUCCAACCCUUUUAUUGCAACAAGUUUCAGUCCUCAAUAGUGAUUGACUGAUCAUGCCACAAUUGAAAAUUACUUAUUUAUACCAAUUGUUCCAAGUCAGACAGGACCGAAUUGCUUGUUGGACUGGACCCACCCUUUUCCUAGCCCUGUGGCAGGUAUAAAAGUUGUACCUGAGUGCUAGUCUGCUUUGGGUCAGGGUCAGGGUUAGAAUAGAGUUGACUUUUAUACCUGCCUGACUUGGACCCAAUUGUUUAAAAUCAGUUGAAUGGCAUCAUUCAUUUUAUGGGUAAAUUAGAAUAGAAAACUUUAAGUGGCAAUGUACCCAGAUAUGCCCACUUUAUUUUUUACUCUGUCUAACACCAGACAAUUUUACUUAUCUAUUGUAGAGUGCUGCCAAUCACUGGGUUAAUCAGUGUCUUGUGAACCCUUUAAGUGGAGAUGUGCUCUGAUACCUAACCCUUAUUCUAAUCCUAACCCUUUCCCUAAUCCUAACCCUAAAAGUCUAAAAAUAGUAACUCCCCCUAAAAUGUGACUCAUAUGAGUAGUUCUGCAUAAAAUAGCACAAGGAACUUUAACCCAUUGAGUCGCAUUGCACCCUGAUGCGCCCCACUUUAUUAAUUUACUCUGUCUAACGCCAGACGAUUUUACUUGUCAAGAGGAGAGCGCUGGUGCUUAAUUGGUUAACUAGCCUAUCUGCCUAUGUGUCUAGUUAACCAAUUGAAUUGUAUUGCACUCUGAUGUACAUGCGCCUUACUUUAUUAUUUUACUCUGUCUAACGCCGGACGAUUUUACUCGUUGAGGGGAGACCGCUGGCACUUAAUGGGUUAACCGAUUCCGAUUGUCUACCACUAACACAAUUAUUGUCCCUGCAAUGAUAUUCCAAUUAUAACCUAAAAAAUAAAUUUAUCACCUAAAAAUUAGAUUCAGCAACACAUAGAGUUUCGAAGUAGUUUAAUUAUCUUAUCUUUAGGAUGAUGCAUCUUAACAGAUCACAUUCUCAGUCAGAUAUAAUUAUAAAUCCGGCUGUUAUGACAAAAUAAACUUAGUGACAUUAUUUAUACCCUAGAUGAGGUGGGAUGCGUCAUGAAAUGUUCACCUUGCUCUAUGAGACAGGGGGUGUCUUUGCUUUGUUGCAGUCCUGUUUGUAAAUUAAAAAUGUCUGCUGAAUGGAAAAGUUUUGUCAUAUAUGAAAGUUUAUUUAGCUUUGCCAACUAGGGCAGGGUCACCACAACAGCAUAUACUUUUAAGUAUUUAGGGGGUCUAUGGUUAAGAGCACCAUAAAAGGGGCCCCCCAUGAGAUUUUGCUCGAUGAUAUAAGAAUCUCCCACCCCACCCUAUUAAGGUAUAAAUAAUGAACAGUAUGUGUAAUAUGUUGGCUGAUGGAGGACUGGGUUUGACUUUGUUUGAAAUAUGUUGGACUCGUUUGAACACUAUGUGUUGAGUAAUGUUGACUGAUGUUGGAUCAGGUUUGACUUUGUUUGAAAUAUGUUGGCUUCGUUUGAACACUAUGUGUUGGGUAAUGUUGACUGAUGGUGGAUCAGAUUUGACUUUGUUUGAAAUAUGUUGGCUUCGUUUGAACACUAUGUGUUGGCUGAUGGUGGACUGGGUUUGACUUUGUUUAAAAUAUGUUGGCUUCGUUUGAAGGAAGAGAUUAUUUCGCUGACCUCAAAGUGACAAAACGUAACAAAGCAACGGCACUAACCCUACUCCAAACACCAACUCUAACCCUAACCUAACCCUAUGCCAAAUUUGUUUCUAAACCAAUCUUGAAGAAAAAAGUUUUGACGAAAUGUCAUUCUGAGGUCAGCGAAAUAGUUGAUACCUCGUUUGAACACUAUGUGGGUUUUCACUUGUUUCCAUCUACCAAACUGACGUUACGUCAUUUCAUCAAUUUCUAAAGUUGUUUCUUUUUGGACUUUUAAUUAAUUUGGUUAGGCCUAGGGUUAGGGUUGCGAUUAUGGUUAGAGUAGGGGUAGGAUUUGUUACAUAGCCAUUUAACACCUCUUCCAUCUUCCGAAAAUGACGUCACAUCAGUUUGGUAGAUGGAAAUAAGUGCUGACCCACUAUGUGUUGGGUAAUGUUGACUGAUGUUGGACUGGGUUUGACUUUGUUUAAAAUAUGUUGGACUCGUUUGAACGGGGCUUAACAAUCAGUUUAAAAAUGUAUAUCCUCGCAAUGUUGAACCAAAUAUUUAGUAUAAUUAUAACAUACUAGAGGUAGACUGGUCUGCAUUUCUUUAUUUACAAAUUAAAACACUGAUGUUUGUAGGCGAAUGAUCCAUGUUGUAUCAUCGUUGUAAAAAACACCGUUUUCAUGCGUCCACACAAGUAUCUAAUCCGGCGUUAAUUUCCUGAAACGAACGUUUGCACUCUCGAGACUGUUCUCAGGAUGUUUUCCGUGUGCGUAUUCGCCUAACACGCGUGGACGAAAGACGAACUGGUAAAUAAAACGUUGCGUUUUUAAAACAAAUCCUUAUAUGAGUGGACGUGCGAACAAUUAGAAGAAUCUAUUAAAUGUUGAAAUAUACAUCUCAAGUUCCAUCAUCACUUUUGAGUAGAAUACAUCCAUCUUUGGUGUGCAAAUAUUCUCUUUACUCUUUAGUUAAUAGUGUUCUUGCGUGCGUAAUUCGAUGCAAAACAUUGCCAAUUUUGUUUAACCAUGAGACUGAUGAAUGAUCGGUCUCGGUGUAGAAAUAAAAGUAGUUUGAAGAGUGUCACUCAACCUAUAUUCUAUAAGGAAAUCAUUUCUAACUUUCGUGACUAAUUUGACAAAGUCAAAGGGCGUCCGCUCGAAAUUUCGAGAAGGGAUUUGUUUUCUAUGAUAUAUAGAUUGAGUGCAUAGCUGAUCAGCUGAUGUGUUCCGCAUAUUUACAACAAUUUCUAUUUCAAAUUUUGUUAUUUACAUUAUUUUCUCGUUUAUUUAAAAGACAAUGAUGGCUACAGAUACUUCUAUAAAAAAGGAUGGUCUUUGCUCGCUGACGGCACAGAAAUUAUCAGAAGACCCGCAAGGAUUUGCAGGACCACCUGGUAUAUACAUCAAGUUUGAAUCACAUAAAACCCGUUGUAGACGUAGUGGAAAAUUCUUAAACAUAACGUACAUGGAGAACCGAAAAAAGUUGUACUCUAUAUGUAGAUCAAUGUAGCUGCCUUGCUCACAAUAACAAUUACUAUAACAAUCUUCUUUAUCGUUUGCAUUAGCUCGCAACCAUCCUGACUACCCAGCAGAAGACUUUUGUGAAACAGAACCAAUGGAACCGCAUAUGAUCAAGAUGCCUUAUCCAGACGAUCCGAAUAUGAAAAGGCUUACUCACGAUAUAAAAUUUGCUCAUAAAAAGUAUGUAGCUACUAUGGCUUGAAGAAAUGGAACAGUUGCAAAAAUGCAACCGACUUUCUAUAGCCUAUAGGCCCUCGAAUCAAACCUACGGCCCUGUGAUACUCGCGGUGUGGUGCUCUAGCGCUCCAGUGUCCACUGUCCAGUAAAUAUCGAUAUUUUGGGGCAUCUUGUUUGGUAGAAUAGUAGAUGGGUUAUUUGUGGAUGGAAUGAAUGCAAACUUACAUACAUGCAUUCCAGUAGCCAAGAGCAGGGCCGCCAUUUGCGCGGGACAAAACUUCCCAAUCUUGUAUUAAGUAAUUUUAAGGCCCUUCGUUUCAUUGGGGGCCCUUUUGAGUUGGGAGCCCUUUUGAGUUGGGAGCCCAUGACAAAAUGCCCCCCCCCCCCCCAUAAGUUGAUAGAUGCAUGUAGUUGAUAUAACGAGUAAAAAAGCAACACAAAUUGUUGUCUAAUCGUGACCGUGCAUAACAAAUUAAGUCAAGAGUAUGCAUGCAACAAGUUUUUUAUUUUUUUCUUUCUUUCAGGAGCGGAUGGGGGGGGGGGGGUUGUGUUCUAUAUCUUCUAAAUUUAAAAUAUCUGGGGGGGGGAAAUCUUGUAAAGAUUUUCGUGGAUAGGAAAUUUUUCAGCAAUAACUUGUUGAUCAUGUGCUUCUCCUUUCGACAAGUUUAUUUUUAUUUUUGUUUUUCGUCUUUCAGAGGGAUUGAGCUAAAAAAUAACGAAUUUGGUAAGGUAUGGACAAACAUUCAACAGAAAAAGGCACAUGCCGAAGACGACACGAAUAAAAUGGACCAAGAGUUAGCGAACAAGCUAAAAGAAAGAUCACGAAAAGUAGACGAGGUAAAAUCCAAAAUUAUUACGAAUAAUUAACCCACACUGAUCAGAAUUUUUCCAUCGUUCCCCUCAAUUUUAUCAGUCCCCCCCCCCCCUCUGGCCAGUCACUGCUUCGUUGCAUCAAUCGCGUUCAACUAGUCGCGCGCACUUUGGUCGUUUGAGCUAAUUCAAAACUGUUAGAUGCACUUGAUCCUUUACCAUGCAACUUAUAUGUAUAUAUAAUACUAUAUACUAUGUUUAAUUAAUUAAACUAUUAAUAUUGAAAGUUUAUACUAUGAUAUCAUGUGACCCUAAAAGAGCAUGCAUGCAGCUUUCAGCUGUUAAUUCAGAUGAACCUGGAUUAGUCGCAAGACGACAUGCAGGCAUGCACCAUUUCAAAUAAUUAUUAUAGUAUACAUAUUAAUUGGGUGAUUUUCACUUAAAAUUACCUUAUUCGUGACAAAUGAGAUUUUCACUUAAAAUUACCUUAUUCGUGACAAAUGAGAUUUUCACUUAAAAUUACCUUAUUCGUGACUUAUGACAAAUGAGUGCGGGCUAUACCGUCCUUCCAGUCCUCUGCAGAUAGUACUCUCUAAUACGGACAGUUUCCUAUAUGUUAAAACUGACCCAACAAAAUGCUCACCUAUAUAUUUUAUUUGAGAGACUAUUAUGCGGGCACGGACAACGGACAGCGGUGCCCUGGAGUGCAAAUAGAAUACUCAUAACCGGGCUCUUAAGUAAACCCCGUUGCUCAUGACAAAUUUCAAAAAUGACACAAACAUAAGGGCUUUAUUCACUUAUCUUUAACUGAAGAUUUGAAAACUAAAAUAACACCAUUACACGUGACCCAAGAGGAGAAGGCUUUGAUUCUGUAGUGUACAUCAUAAUUAUGUAUUCAUGCUGUUUAGGAUAAAGAAGUAGAUGAACUACCACCGCCGCCAGAAUUUGCCCAAGUUCAACUACGAAAGACGGGUUCGAGAGAAUUACUGAAUAUCGAAUAAAGGCAAAUUUUGUAUAUAAUAACAUGACAUUACAAUCAGGGGCGCCGGAGCCACGGGGGCAGCGGGGGCAACUGCUCCCCUUGCCCAAAUAGUGCGGGGGCAGCACGGGGGCAACAGGUUGCCCUUUUUACCGGAACUGCACUUCGAAAUUCGUGCGUUAUUCACAAGAAUUGGAAUUUAUAAGUAUUUUUAAGCAACGCUUAAGCAAUCUUUGCUUAAUUUUUAACCAGUUGUAGCAAAAUUAAUGCUAAAUCAAGCAAUAUACGUCCGUUUGCUGAUUUUAUUUUGCGCCCUUAGCAAUGUGCAACGAAUAAAAUUGUUCAAAAUUAAUGGCGAAAUUUGCCGACCCAUAAUAGCCACAAGUGAUCGAGUGGAUCAUACAGUAAAGGUUUAACAAAUAUUGCCGCCCAGAAAAAAUUAUGGCUGAGAAGCAAGUGCCCUUUUGAAAUGGCUGCCCCCGCCGCAUCACAUUGCUUCCGGCGCCCCUGUGCAAUCUCAUUGAGUUCCAGUGCAGUCUAUUGAAGAAAUUGAAUUUUAAAGUUCAGAUGGGUAUAUAUAUAUAUAUAGUCUUCGAACAUAGACCUUAAAUAUAUUUAAAUUUGUUGUUACAUAUAGUCGAAGUGUUGGAUGUCGUACAGUUUGCCACGUGUAUUGUGUGUUGGCGUGUUCGGAAUGCGAAUUUGCUUGCAAUCACAUUAAAAACGCCAACUUUUAUGAGGACAUUUUAACUCAAAAUAUAUUACUAAUUUGGUUAUAUAAAACGGUUAAAGAAUACGAAGCUCAUUUCAUGCUGUCACGAAAGCAAACUUACUCCUUGGUGACGUUCUGAAAAACGUCUACACACUAUAAACCUUCUUCAUUAUUACAUUAACAAUAAUUUUUACGGCGUAUCCAAGUUUUAACGAGCUCAUUAUUCAUUAAAAUGCGACUUGGCAUCCCGAAGCCGUAUUGAAGUGACCUUGUUUAUUCAAUCGCGAGUCAAUAAUAACGAAAAAGGGGAUAUGCAGUGGGUAUAAACCGUGAAAUUUGAGGCAAAGCCGCGCCUUUGGUCAGGAAAGUAAAUUAAAGAAGAGUUUCCCACUAUAAUCCAUAUCCCACUUUCCUAAGUUUUCGUUUAGUUUGAAUAUUUAUAAAUGAGAUUUUAUUAUCGAUCGACUGGCGAACAUGCAUAAAAGAAGGGCGUUUUGUCACCAUCUUGUUCCUUACGGUGUGUGGACACGUCUUAGAUCACUUCAAUAUGGCACGGGCAUAUAUUUUAAGAUUAGUGAAUAGUGUAUUUUUACACUGGAGUUGAAACGUUUUUGAACUGGUUAAUUUUUUUGGAUUUACGAUCGCUUUGAUUUCUAUAUAAGUACUAUAGAUAAAACAUGAGCAGCCGAUCUGUAUCUGAUAUACAAACUCGAGCCGAAGGCGAGAGUUUGUAUAUCAGAUACAGAUCGGAUGCGAAUGUUUUAUCGUACUUAAAAAAUGACCCGUCUUAUAAGUUCAUUGGCGAAGUAAUUUUAAAAAUAAACAUUCUCUAAGCCGAGAAAAUCAAAGCUGAAUUUAUGUAAAUCAGGACAAAUCUUUAACCGAUUUACAAACAUUGAUUAAACAUUCAUUUCUUUUGUAUUUUCCUCGUGAAUUAUUAAUGAAUUUUUUAAUCUUACGUAACACCGCCAAUAAUUCGAAAAACUUUUUCUCCAGUGGAAACGUAGGCUAUGGUGUAAUUCUCGAAAAAUAUAGUUACAACUUGUUGAAGUCAGAAUUAUUUAUAUAACAAUAAAAGUAUGUUUAGUAACAGUUCUGUGUGUUAUAUUUUCAUAAACUUUAUAAUCUACGACUACAUGUAAAAUAUUGAAAUUCAUAGACACAAAAAAGUCGACUA